AUGAAUUAUGGAUUAACAUACGUUCAAGCUCGAACAUUAGCAUUUCAAUAUGCCACCCUUCUCAAAAAAUGCCCCGAAAUUUGGACUGAUAACAAACAAGCUGGGACGGAGUGGAUGAAAAGCUUCAUGAAGAGACACACCAACCUUUCUUUACGGAAGCCUGAAAACACGAGUUUAUCACGAUCAACAAGCUUCAACAAGCACAAUAUCGAAGAAUUCCAAACAAAUUACCAAAGAGCACUUGGUAAGUUUAAUUUUACCCCCGACGGAAUACUGAACUUAGAUGAAACAGGGUUGACUACAGUGGUCCAAGCACCAAACGUGAUUGCACAAAAAGGGCAAAAACAAGUUGGACAGUGUGUUUCUGCUGAAAGAGGCCAGUUGAUAACUAUGUGCGCUAUUGUCAAUGCAGUUGGUAAUACAAUUCCUCCUGUGUUUAUUUUCCCGCGAGCUAGAUAUCAUGAAAGUAUGCUUACUGGAGCCCCAGCUGGUAGCGUAGGUUAUGUUAACAGCCCCACAAGUGGUUGGAUGACGGGAGUUCUUUUCAUCAAGGUCCUUGAACACAUUCAAAAACAAACAAGAUGCACAAAAAACGAUAUGAUUUUACUUCUAAUGGAUAAUCACGAAAGUCAUUGUACAAUAGAAGCUAUAAACUUUUGCCGAGAACAUGGUAUCGUCCUUGUUACAUUCCCCCCUCACUGCACUCAUCGACUUCAGCCCCUCGAUGUCGCAAUUUUGGGACCAUUCAAGCAUAAGUUAUCCGUGGCGCAAAAUGACUGGCUCCUAAAUAAUCCUGCAAAAACUAUAAGGAUACAUGAUCUUCCGGGUAUUGCUAAUACCGCUUAUAUUGCUGCUUUUACACCCAAAAAUAUAGUUUCAGGGUUUGCGAAGCCAGGCAUUUACCCUUUUUCAAGAAAUGCAUUCACGGACGAAGAUUUUGAGUGCGCGGAGGUCACAAAUAGAAAACUAGAAGUUGCAGUUGAGCCAAAUAUAAAUACCGAAGCACGUGAAGCACCACAAGAUUUUGAUCCUAGUUCUGCUAAUAAUGAAUCAGAUGUUCAAUAUUCAAAUAAAAAUAAUCGCGAUAUUUCCAAAGAAAAUGUUGCUUCGCCUGAAAUCGCUAGGCCUUUCCCGAAAGCUGGUCCAAGACAAAAUACAAAGCGAGGAAGAAAGAAAGGAAAAUCACGCAUUUUGACAGAAACACCAGAUAAAAAUGAACUUGAGACUGCCUACAAGGAACGUCAGAAACGCUUAAAAAAAUCAGAAAUUCACUCUUUUAACAAGCGUUUAAAGCUAGAUAAAAGCACUAAACGGGCCAUCAAAGCUAAAAAGCCAAAGGAAUCGAGUUCGGACUCAGAUGAGAGUUGUUCCUAUUCGGUGAAUGAUGACACUGAUCUAGAUUUCAUUUUUGCUGAUGACUCAUCCAUUGAAGAAGUUGAUGCAGAGCACGAAGACGAAGCAUGUAUUGAUUUAAGUUACGACCAUUUAAAUCCAGGCGAUUAUAUUUUGGUGGAAUGUUCCAAUAAAAUAAAAACAAUAAUAAAAUGUUAA
Messenger RNA from Eupeodes corollae, 1551 nucleotides. RefSeq lists its product as uncharacterized. Gene Ontology annotation, cellular component: nucleus. The coding region runs from base 1 to 1551 and encodes 516 amino acids. Lineage: Eukaryota; Metazoa; Arthropoda; Insecta; Diptera; Syrphidae. The record is from RefSeq and is a predicted model, not a curated record. The transcript has a single exon. Gene Ontology annotation, molecular function: DNA binding.